AUGCACUCCGAACCCUCCGGCCGCGCCAGCCCUCCGCCCGGCCAAUUCAACAAGCACCCCAAGCAUCCCACCGAGGCCCGCGAGCGCCUGCGCACCCACUUCGGCAGCACCGAGCCCAAGGACCAGGGCCCGCGCUGGGACGACCUGUGGAAGGAAGGCGACUUUCUGCCGUGGGACAAGGGCUUCCCCAACCCGGCCCUGCACGAGCUGCUGACGACGCACGUCUUCUCCAACCGCUCCAAGGACGUCAAGCAGGACGAGCGCCCGCUGGUGCCCGCGCCCGUCGACGACCGGACCAAGCGACGGAAGCGGGCGCUGGUGCCCGGCUGCGGCAAGGGCUAUGACGUCGUGCUGCUGGCCUCGUACGGCUACGACGCGUGGGGGCUGGAGGUGAGCUCCCAUGCCAUCGAGCAGGCCAAGAAGUGGGCGCGGGACGUCGAGGACAAGGACUUCCACAAGUACGAGACGAUUGACAAUGAGAUCGGACGCGGCUCUGUCAACUUUGUGCUCGGCGACUUCUUCAAAGACGAUUGGAUCAGGGAGACUGGCGGCGCCGAGUUCGACUUGAUUUAUGAUUAUACGUUCCUCUCUGCUCUUCCGCCUCAGCUUCGUCCAGCGUGGUCGCUGCGCAUGUCGCAACUUCUCUCCCACGAUCCACACGCCGGGCUCGUCUGUAUCGAGUUUCCGACGUACAAGGAGCCAUCCACAGGAGGCCCACCGUUUGGCUGCCAGCCGAGAGUGUACGAGCAGCACCUCAGUCGUCCCGGGGAAGAGUUGGAGUACGGUGACGACGGCCACGUUAUCGAGGAGCGAGGCGAGGAUGGCGUGAUUCCGAGGAACAAGAAUGGGCUGGUUCGCCUCGUGCAUUUCCAUCCCGAGCAGAGCCAUGAAAUCGGAAAGGGCACCGAUUUCGUGAGCAUCUGGCGACACCAAGCUGCUGCAUAA
Molecule: messenger RNA, 945 nt
Organism: Diplodia corticola
Lineage: Eukaryota; Fungi; Ascomycota; Dothideomycetes; Botryosphaeriales; Botryosphaeriaceae
Product: thiol methyltransferase
Exons: 2
Coding region: 1-945 (314 amino acids)
Molecular function (GO): S-adenosylmethionine-dependent methyltransferase activity
Source: RefSeq, a predicted model, not a curated record